GAAGAGAGCCCCUUCCUCCUCUUGAUUUCCCUUUGCAUGCUCAGCCUCUUGUUUCCUUUAAAGCACUAGAAAUCCCCCCUUCUUGCCCCCACUCCUCCAUGCAGACUGGGAUUGCAAUGGGAGCUUUGCAGAUUGCUGGACUUGCCAUCCUUUUCUUUCUCCUUCACUCUGGAAACACGCUGGCAAAUAAAGCCAGUCAAGAUGUCGACGAGUGCGUGGAGGGCACCGACAACUGCCACAUCGACGCCAUCUGCCAGAACACCCCCAAGUCCUACAAGUGCAUCUGCAAGUCCGGCUACACCGGCGAUGGGAAGCACUGCAAAGACGUCGACGAGUGCGAGCGGGAAGACAACGCAGGCUGCGUCCACGAGUGCGUGAACAUCCCUGGCAACUACCGCUGUACCUGCUACGACGGCUUCCGCCUGGCGCACGACGGCCACAACUGCUUAGACCUGGAUGAAUGCUCGGAGGGCAACGGCGGCUGCCAGCAGACCUGCGUCAACAUGAUGGGCAGCUACGAGUGCUUCUGCCGGGAGGGCUUCUUCCUCAGCGACAACCAGCACACCUGCAUCCAGCGCCCCGAAGAAGGAAUGAACUGCAUGAACAAGAACCACGGCUGUGCCCACAUCUGCCGGGAGACCCCCAAGGGGGGCAUCGCCUGCGAGUGCCGCCCUGGCUUUGAGCUCACCAAGAACCAGCGCGACUGCAAACUGACCUGCAACUACGGGAACGGAGGCUGCCAGCAUACCUGCGACGACACCGACCAAGGGCCCAAGUGCGGCUGCCACGUCAAGUUUUUGCUGCACUCUGACGGGGUGACAUGCAUAGGGGAGAGACACUUCCAGCAACACGUUAUCCUUGAGACGUUUUCUAAUGAGACGUGUGCCGUGAACAACGGGGGCUGUGACAGCAAGUGUCACGACGCGGCGACGGGCGUGCACUGCAGCUGCCCCAUGGGCUUCAUGCUCCAGUCGGACAGGAAGACAUGCAAAGACAUCGAUGAGUGCCGGCUCAACAACGGUGGCUGCGACCACAUCUGCAGAAACACAGUGGGCAGCUUCGAGUGCAGCUGCAAGAAGGGCUACAAGCUGCUCAUCAACGAGAGGAACUGCCAAGACAUUGACGAGUGCUCCUUCGACCGGACCUGCGACCACCUCUGCAUCAACACCCCCGGCAGCUUCCAGUGCCUCUGCAACAAGGGCUACAUACUGUACGGGCUCACCCACUGCGGAGACAUAGACGAAUGCAGCAUCAACCGGGGCGGCUGCAAAUUUGGCUGUAUCAACACUCCUGGCAGCUACCAGUGUACCUGUCCUGCCGGCUGCAAGCUGCACUGGAACAAAAAGGACUGUAUAGCCGGAGCGUGUCCCUCAGAGCUGGUGAAAUGCCUGCCAGGUUCGGUGCCGCCGCGGGCCACCCUCACCUGCAACAAGACGGGCAAGAAGGACAGCUGUGCCCUCACCUGCGCCUCCAAGGCUCACUUUCUGCCAGAGUCUGACAACAGCUACACAGUGAGCUGUGGGACCCCCGUCCUGCGGCAGGGCGGCCAGCAAAGACCCGCCAACAGCAGCCAGCAGUGCCUCGAGACUGUCGCUGCGCCAAUUAAGCAAAAGGCUUCCUUCAAGAUCAAGGAUGCCAAGUGCCACCUGCACCCACGGGCCAAGGGCAAGCAGGAUGAGGCCGGGAAGGCUGGGGUGCAAGGUGAUUCGGCGCCUUGCUCUGACUGCCAGGUUGCCUUCGUCAACCUCAAGUGUGACUCGUCCAAGAAGGGGAAGGGCCGCCGGGCUCGCAACUCCUCCAACAAGGAGGUGACACGCAUCACACUGGAGUUCGAGGCGGAGAUCAAGCCAGAGGAGAUCACAGCCAGCUGCAACCUGCACUGCCUGCGGCAGAGAGUGGAGAAAAAGCUGAAGUCAGCCAUCAAAGCCCUGAAGAAAUCCAUCAACCAGGAGCGGUUCCUGCUCCGCUUUGCAGGGAUGGAGUACGAGGUGGCGAGGAAGCUGAGCGUGGCCCCAGAGCGGCAGGAGAGCUGCGGGCCGGGCCAGCAGCGCCUGGGCGGCAAGUGUGUUAGCUGCUCGCAGGGAACGUAUUACCACGGCCAGACAGAACAGUGCGUCCCCUGCCCUCCUGGCACCUACCAGGAGAAGGAAGGACAGCUCUCCUGUGACCUGUGUCCCCGCGGUGAUGCUUUUGGACCAGUGGGAGCCACCAACAUCACUGGCUGCACGGGUCAGUGUCCCCCUGGCCAGCACUCAGCCGAUGGCUUCAAGCCCUGCCAGCCGUGUCCCCGCGGGUCCUACCAGCCCGAGGUGGGGCGGGCGCUCUGCUUCCCCUGUGGCGGGGGGCUGACCACCCGCCACGACGGAGCCCUCUCCUUCCAGGACUGUGACACCAAAGUCCAGUGCUCCCCCGGGCAUUACUACAACACGAGCGUCCACCGCUGCAUCCGCUGCGCCGUGGGCACCUACCAGCCCGAUUUUCGGCAGAAUUACUGCAUCGCCUGUCCCGGCAACACCACCACCGACUUCGACGGCUCCACCUCCGUGUCCCAGUGUAAAAACCGGCAGUGCGGAGGGGAGCUGGGCGAAUACACGGGCUACAUCGAGUCCCCCAACUACCCGGGGAAUUACCCUGCCAACGUCGAGUGCACCUGGAACAUCAACCCGCCGCCCAAGCGCAAGAUCCUCAUCGUGGUGCCAGAGAUCUUCCUCCCCUCCGAGGACGAGUGCGGCGAUGUCUUGGUCAUGCGGAAAAACUCCUCCCCAUCCUCCAUUACCACCUACGAGACAUGCCAAACCUACGAGAGGCCCAUUGCCUUCACCGCCCGCUCUCGGAAACUGUGGAUCAACUUCAAAACCAGUGAAGCCAACAGUGCCCGGGGCUUCCAGAUCCCCUACGUCACCUACGACGAGGACUAUGAGCAGCUGGUGGAGGACAUUGUGCGGGACGGCAGGCUCUACGCUUCUGAAAACCACCAGGAAAUCCUCAAGGACAAAAAGCUCAUCAAAGCUUUCUUCGAUGUGCUGGCGCACCCCCAGAACUACUUCAAGUACACAGAGAAACACAAGGAGAUGCUGCCCCGCUCCUUCAUCAAACUCCUCCGCUCCAAAGUCUCCAGCUUCCUCCGGCCUUACAAAUAGCCCUCCGCACCCCCACUGCCCCUGGGUCGCCCCACAGCCAAGGAAACCUUCUUCUCCCUUCCUUCUCCUUUCCGAUUUUCUCCUUCCUCCACUUGGCUCUGGCAGGACCGCCACCUCUCACCCCGCAGACGUCCCCCCACGAUUUCUCCACCACUCCCCGCAGAGCCAUGCCCCCGGCCAGGGGCGGAUGCUCCAGUCUCAUCCAGCCGCUGGCGAAGCUGCUCCUCUCUUCCGAAGCAUCUUCUUCAUUGUAGGAAACCGAAGUGCUGGUCCUUUCGCUGGCCUCUGUUCUCCCUUUGGUUUCCUUUACGCCAGGUCUGUCCCCGUUCCCUGGUGCCAUCGGCAGCCCGGGACAUCGGGGCGGGGGUGUCAUCGUCCUUCCAGCCCAUGGGGCUGGCACUGGCUGCAGCCCCACUAAGCCCUUUCGCAGAGGAGUGCAAGAAGGUAACGCCAUAUUUAUUGCAGUGCCCGAGUCAUGGGCAUCGGCAUCGCUUUGCAGAGAUUGGGGGAAAAGAAUUUUGAAAAGCAUACUUGAUUAAAAGGAAAUUUUAAAGGAGAGAUUGGCAAAGCACACCAGCAAAUGGCAACCGUGAUGGCUCUGGUGGCCGUCCCACUGGAGAGCCAUGCUGGUGCUGGGAGGAAAGCUCAGCCAAGCCACGUUCCCGGAGAACAAUGUCUGGCUGCACGGGAGAAAACAGGGAGCGAAGGAGAAGGACUUUCAGCCGGGUUCGGGUUUUUUUUCCCCCCACCCCAGAUACUUGUGCCAAGAAACCAGACUGUCUUACAAGCUCUGCCAAAGAGUAACUCAGAAAAGCAAGCUUUGUGAAGAGCAGGAGUAAAUGUUUGUGCACUAGGAUAUCCUCCUUUCUACCUUUUUCAUAUGUAUUAAGUGCAAUCAUUUGAGUCUUCUUUAUAUUAUUUAGAGGGAAGGGUUUGUUUGUUUUUGUUUUUUUUUUCUACUAGAAAUGACAAUAUUUAUACCUGCCUGAGAAAUGAGAAU
Messenger RNA from Grus americana (Whooping crane), 4140 nucleotides. RefSeq names its product signal peptide, CUB domain and EGF like domain containing 3 (gene SCUBE3). Gene Ontology annotation, biological process: signal transduction. The record is from RefSeq and is a predicted model, not a curated record. Gene Ontology annotation, cellular component: cell surface. Lineage: Eukaryota; Metazoa; Chordata; Aves; Gruiformes; Gruidae. The coding region runs from base 99 to 3140 and encodes 1013 amino acids. The transcript is spliced from 23 exons. Gene Ontology annotation, molecular function: calcium ion binding.